AUGAAGUUUGAUACAACUAAAUAUUAUCUACUUUUAGAACUACCAGUUGAUUGUUCACAAGAUGAUAUAAAAAGAUCAUACCGUGCCUUAGCGUUAAGAUAUCAUCCAGAUAGAAAUCCAGAUCCAACAGCAGCAGAAGCAUUUAAAGAAAUAGCAGAAGCAUAUGAAGUAUUAUCAGAUCCAGAAAGAAGAAAAUUGUAUGAUCAAUAUGGUGCAGAAGGUUUGAAGUUCUUUGAGAACGGAGCAUUUGGUGAAGACGCAGCAUAUAUUGCAAAGUUGAUGGGAUCAUUGAAAUUGAUAGCAUGUACAGGGUUUUUAAUAUUAUUGAUAGCGAUCCUUUUCCCAAUAUUCAUAGUUGUCAAGACCAAAGGCGCCGUCGAUUGGUCAUGGGCAAAAGUAUUUUCACCAGCAUGGAUCAUCAUGUCAUUGGUUAUAGUGUUUACAGCAUUUUUGGCAAUCCUUUCAAAGAAAUUAACAUUUUUCAUUUGGGCAGCACACAAUCUAUUCAUUAUGACAUUCAUGGGUUUAUUAGUAUCGAAAUUGGACGCAACCACUUACACAGCUUCAUCCAUGUUAUGGUCAGAGGUUUUCAUACCAAUCUAUGCAUUGAUUGUAACAAGUAUCCUACAGAAAUAUGAAAUUUUCUCAAGAGAACACUAUGAAAAACGUUUUUCAUCACCAGAACAUUUAGAUACUUGUACAAAUUUUGGUUUGGGUCAUCCAGGUUUUAUUUUACGUAAAUUGUUGAGAGAUUUAGUUGCAAGUUGGUUCUUUGUUUUCCUAAUGUUAAAAUUGGAUCAUGUAGUUGAAUGGAAUUGGUGGAUAAAUUCAAUUCCUGUCUUUUUUUACAUCAUUUUCUAUUUGGUUUUAAUGGCAUUAGAUAAUAGUUCAAAAAUGAACAAUUUAUCAAUGGAUGAAGAUGAAAGAGCCUCAAAUGAAAGUGUUAAUAGUUUCUUAUAUUGUAUUUUCAUUUUCUUAAUGAUUCCAGUUAUCUUAUUUAUUUCUUUAUUAGCUGCUCAUAUCUCUGCUGAUAGAUUUGCAAUUGCUAAUGUAUUCAUUCCAAUUUUUAUUGUUUUAGGUCUUUUAACUUGUGCAUAUUGUAUUUUUGCAUGUUGUGCUUUAGCUGCAGCAAAGGGACAAGGAAUGGAAGAUUUCCCAGGUGGUUCACCAACUCAAAAUAUCGCUUCAAUCAUUAACAGUAGAAUGUUAAGACCACAAAAAUUCUUGGAAGCUCAACACUUACCAACAACCAGUACCUCUGUUGGUGUAGAAAAUGUUUAA
Molecule: messenger RNA, 1281 nt
Organism: Dictyostelium discoideum AX4
Lineage: Eukaryota; Evosea; Eumycetozoa; Dictyosteliales; Dictyosteliaceae
Exons: 3
Coding region: 1-1281 (426 amino acids)
Cellular component (GO): cytoplasm; membrane
Source: RefSeq, a predicted model, not a curated record